AGCUGAAGCAACAGUUGGACGCUAUCAACAGGCGGGAACGCGCGGCUUUUGCGCCAUUUUGUAAACAAAAAACAUUCGUACACUUUUUUUAUUCAGUGAAACAAUGAAUUACACUAAUCAAAGUAAAGCUAACAAAUUCGUGUGUCCUAAUGACCGCCAGCUAUCUUUGAGAGCUAAACUGCGCACGGGGUGGAGCGCGGCCCGCAGCGAGCCGCCGCUCACGCCGGACGAGCGCGAGGCCAUCGCCGAGGUGGUCCGCCGCGCCGAGAGGCUCGAGGAGGUGGAGGCCAAGCGGGUGGGCAAGCUCGUGUCCAGGCUCGAAGGCAUGCGUCGCUCGGCGCAGGGCCCGGCGCCGCGCUCGUGCCUGCUCUGUGGAGAGACGCCGCGGCUGCUGGCUCCGCUGAGGACCUGCAGCGUCUGCCGCAACGCCGCCUGCCCCAAGUGCGUCAUUGAAGGACCUCCACACCGAUCACCGCUCUACUCGCGCGACCAGUACAUGUGCAACAUCUGCGCAGAGACGCGUGAGAUGUGGAAGAAGUCAGGCGCGUGGUUCUUCAAGUCCUUGCCCAAGUACAUCCUGCCAGAGAAGCGCACCACCGGCCGGUACCACGACACCGAGCUGUCCCGGUCUUUGCAGCAAGAGGCAGGCAACAGCAGCAACGAAGGCAAGACUGACUCGGAGCCCGGGUCCCCGCUGAGCGUCAGCGCGCCCGCCUUCUCCCGCCAGCCCAGCCACACCAGCCAAUCAGAGAGCCGCAAGUCCGUCAUACUGUCUCCUCACGACACCCACCGAGACUCCUGGUCCGAGACCGACAUCCUCACACACGGAGUCAGCGGGCUCAGCCUGCAGCGCGUGGACAGCACGCAGCGCCCCCUGGCGGCGCUGAAGAGAACCGGCAGCAAGGGCAGCGCCUACAGCCUGCGCAGCCUGCGCAAGGAGGGGAAACCUGCGCCCGUGGAGCGAGCGCCGACGAUUCCGGACGCGGGGUUCGGGACUUUGGAGGUGAAGUUGUCGUACGACAGCGGCACGUCAUCCCUGGCGGUGACGGUGCUGCGCGCGCGCGGGCUGCUCGGCAUGGACAUGACCGGCCUGGCCGACCCCUUCUGCCGCCUCGAGGUGUUCCCCAGGGAGGGCACCUACUCCAACCGACUGCGCACGAAGACCGUCCACAAGACCAAGAACCCGGAGUUCAACGAGAGCCUGCACUUCUUCGGCAUCACCGAGUCCGACCUGGCCGUGAAGACCCUGGAGAUUGUGCUCUUCGAUGAUGACAGAUAUGGUUUCGACGAGAUGGGGUCAGCCACCGUCCCGCUCCGGGAGUGCGCUAAGGCUCCCUCCCAGAUGCGUCUGGCGCUGACGGGGCCUUCAGGCGUGGAGCCCACCGGCCCGAGGGUGCUGCUAGCUCUGGCCUACAGCACCAAGCGGCGGGCGCUGGUGGUCACCGUGUGCAAGGGCGCUGAUCUACCGUCGCAAGACAGCAACGGGUAUUCGGACCCGUUUGUUAAAUUGCAUCUGGACCCCGACCCUUACCACAAGAAGCACAAGACAUCCAUAAAAUGGCGCAACCUGAAUCCAGUCUGGAACGAGGAGUUUCUAUUCGAGACUCGCCCCACCGAGCUUUCCCGCCAAAAUCUGACACUGACAGUUUGGGACAAGGACUACGGGAAGGCAAACGACUUCCUCGGAAGUCUGGUCCUUGGAGCCAGCAGCAAGGGAAGGAGGCUGAAGCACUGGAUGGACUGCAUCCGGUUUCCAGACCAUAGACACGAGCAAUGGCACUCCUUAACUGAUACACAGCAUUUGUAAACGUGAUAAAAAUGCAGGGCUAUGAAUGAAAAGAUACUGUACUUAGGUAGAUUUUUAGAAAAGUGUUAUGUAGGUAUUAAAAAGCUAUAGAUAAAUGAAAAAAUAUGCGGAUUGCAUGUUAUGUUGUAGGUGCAUUUAAAAUUUAAACGAAUUUAUUGUUAAAUAUACAUCACAAAGAAUUACUUUUUACGUUAAAUGUUGUUAAAAGUACUUAUAAAUAGAGAAUAACUGAUGUGGUACGACCGCGUAAGUACCUAAGUACACACGUGAAGGUGAAGUGGAUUUGACUUCCAACCACCGUGGAUUAAAGAGGUAGAUAGUUCGGAAGAUUGUGCCAAAAUUUAUUGCGAUUUUAAACCAAUGUAAAUGUAUCUUCUAAAUAGUGUGAUCUGUGCCACACAUUUAGAUGAUAUUGGUAGAUAUACCUACCUAGGUUUGAUCUUUAUGAAAAUAUAUAUUAACGUAACAUAUAAAAUGCUAAUUAUAUAUUAGGCAUGUAGAUGUAUAGAAAAUAUUAAAACAUAUUAUAUUAUUAUUAAAAUUUA
This is a messenger RNA of Plutella xylostella (diamondback moth), 2352 nucleotides long. RefSeq names its product Rabphilin (gene Rph). Gene Ontology annotation, biological process: exocytosis; spontaneous neurotransmitter secretion; intracellular protein transport. The record is from RefSeq and is a predicted model, not a curated record. NCBI's taxonomy places the organism in Eukaryota, Metazoa, Arthropoda, Insecta, Lepidoptera, Plutellidae. Gene Ontology annotation, cellular component: membrane; synapse. Gene Ontology annotation, molecular function: small GTPase binding.